UCUAUUUUUCAACAGUUGGACUGUUUGAGGCAGAAAGGGAGAAAGUAAUGGCGAAGAGCGAAACCGUAAGAAACGCAGAGAGAUUGGUGGAAGUGAUGAUGAAAGGGAACGAUGCAUCCCACGACGCUGCUCACGCUUUUCGAGUCCGGGACCUCGCUCUCUCACUUGCUCACGAAGAAGCCCUCGGCCUCUCUUCUUCACCAAUCUCCCUUGAAAUUGUUGAGCUAGCUGCACUCCUUCAUGAUAUAGGAGACUACAAAUACUUGAAGAAUCCAUCUGAGGAAAAAAUUGUAGAGGAUUUUCUUGUAAAAGAGGGUUUAGAUAUCGAUAAAAGCAGCAAGAUUUUAGAUAUUAUAAAGCAAAUGGGUUUUAAAGAGGAAAUAAAUGGAGCCUCAAAUGGUUCUCAAUCUCAUACACUGGAAUUUGGUGUUGUGCAAGAUGCUGAUCGUCUUGAUGCAAUUGGUGCUAUUGGGAUUGCUAGAUGUUUUACAUUUGGUGGAAGUAGAAACAGAGUGCUUCAUGAUCCAAACAUUCAUCCUCGAUUGGAUUUGUCCAAACACCAAUACAUGAACAAAGAUGAACAAACCACUGUGAAUCACUUUCACGAAAAGCUCCUUAAGCUCAAGGAUUUAAUGAAAACAAAGGCAGGAAAGAGAAGGGCUGAGAAAAGACACAAAUUCAUGGAAGAAUUCCUUACAGAAUUCUAUGAAGAAUGGACAGGAAAAGCUUGAAAUAAAAUAAAACAAACCAUUUUUUUUUUCUUGAAACAAUAUAAAAACCAAAAUCUUUUAUUUAUAUGUAAGUUACAAUAACAUGCAUCCCCAUC
This is a messenger RNA of Lactuca sativa (garden lettuce), 826 nucleotides long. RefSeq names its product Metal-dependent phosphohydrolase. Lineage: Eukaryota; Viridiplantae; Streptophyta; Magnoliopsida; Asterales; Asteraceae. The record is from RefSeq and is a predicted model, not a curated record.